Messenger RNA from Indicator indicator, 583 nucleotides. RefSeq names its product NADH:ubiquinone oxidoreductase subunit B1 (gene NDUFB1). The record is from RefSeq and is a predicted model, not a curated record. Gene Ontology annotation, cellular component: mitochondrion. The transcript has 3 exons. The coding region runs from base 177 to 353 and encodes 58 amino acids. NCBI's taxonomy places the organism in Eukaryota, Metazoa, Chordata, Aves, Piciformes, Indicatoridae.
GUGGGCUCUUCCGGCUUACCCUUACUGCCUGUUGCCCUUGGUGUGGCCGCUGCUCGAGGCCCGGCGGCAGCGGGGAACGGUAACGGCAGGGGAUUGCGCGGGAGAGCGGGAGCAGCCGACGUGGCGUUUCUGUGGUACUGGUGUCAGCCUUCUCCGGGAGCGCUUCGCCCGCAGUCAUGGUGAAUUUUGCCCAAGCUGUGCGUGAUCACUGGGUUCACAUCUUCGUUCCAUUGGGAUUUGUGAUUGGAUGCUAUUGGGACAGAAAGAAUGAUGAAAAACUGUCUGCCUUCAGAAACAAGAGCUUGUUAUAUAGAAGAGAGUUGAAGCCUGGUGAAGAAGCUACAUGGAAGUAAAGGCUGCUGAUGAAACGGAAACUAUUUUCAUUGGAAUAUGCAGAGCUACAGAGAAGGACACCUGUGAUUCAUCAGUUCUAGUUUAAUGUCCAAUUCACUUUUUGGACGAUGAUUUAAUUACAUUACUAAUACGUGUCCAGGAAUUUUAGUAGUCUAUACCUGUUUAAAAACUUGUCUGCAAAUUCAUACUCUGGAGAGGGGAAGGAAGAAUUAUGUAAUAAAGAAAAACU